Owenia fusiformis is the source of this 1309-nucleotide messenger RNA. NCBI's taxonomy places the organism in Eukaryota, Metazoa, Annelida, Polychaeta, Sabellida, Oweniidae. The record is from the annotation of a GenBank genome assembly.
CAGCAAUGCAUGAGAAGUUGGUCGAGGACCAGAAACAGCUUGUGGGAGGAGCUAACAUGACAGAGAGUCUUGGCAGAGCACUAGCAGAGGGCAAUGACUGUGCAGACAAUCUGUUCAAAGAUGUCUUAGGAAGAAAGGACAAGGCAGAUGCCACUAGGAACGCUCUUCAAGUCUUGCAGAGGUUCAAGUUCUUCUUCAGCCUUCCUUGUGCUAUAGAUAGAAACAUAAAAACGGGUGAUUAUGACCUUGUCAUAUCAGAUUAUGCCAGAGCCAAGACUCUCUAUGGAAAAACAGAUGUAAAUGUAUUUAAAAAAGUUGAUGCAGAAGUUGAGGAAAGAAUACAAAACUUCCGCAGAUUCAUCCAUGCCAAGUUAAUGGAGCUACCCACUCCUUUAGAGGAACAGAAAAAACUUAUUAGAUAUCUAAUCAGUUUGGAGAUGGAAGGGGACCCGGCCUGGGAGUGUAUAAGCAACCAACAGAAAUGGUUAUUAGACCUGCUACUUAGAUGUAAAGAUGAACACAUUGAGAAAGACAAGUCUGCUUCUAAGGAGCUUCAGCUUAUGUCACCCAAGAAAAAGAAGUCAUCUCCCAUGAAAACUAAAGGAAAAACAGGCUCACUUACAAGAGUGCCACAGCAGGUUCACUUUAUAGAAGACUUAUGUAAAAUACUCACUGAUACAUUCCCUGACCUCUGGAGAUUAGGUCAGGCGUAUCUAAGUGGCAAACUUGUGAAGCCUGGAACAAUGGCAAAAGGCCCAAAAGUUGAUCCAGUAAAACACCAGCAAUUCAAGAAAAUGAUCCUAGAUGUGACCCAGACACUGAGCAACCUUGUAAGAGCAGCAUUUCUCCCUACAAACCUCCCAGAAGACCUCACUCUAGAUGAGAGGCACAAGUUUGGCAUCUGGCCUGAGAGGCACACCCCUGGGGCUUGGUUACCUCAAUGUGUCAGAUGUGUCAGGUCGUGUGUGAAUUCUCUACUCAGCCUGGAACUUCCCUCUGAUUCCAUAGAAAGUCUACAUGAGCUUGCCUUAGAUAUGCGGUCAAAUUGUAUGAAUGUACUUCUCAAUCAGGCUAUAGAAGAUAUUGAUGGGUUGAACAGCUGUGAAACAUGGGCAGUUGCGACAAAUGAUGAAAAUGGUGGAGUGACACAACUGCCUCUAUUGUUUGAGAACAUUGUGAAUGAGACAGUUCAGCACUUACAUGAGGUAGUGCUGCAGACCAAGGAUGGGGAAGCUGAGAUAUUUGAACAAAGGCCAAUACAAAAGGAAGCUACGCUAAUGUGUUCUAACAUAAUGCAAGCAUUCUCACG